Molecule: messenger RNA, 3231 nt
Organism: Sebastes umbrosus (honeycomb rockfish)
Lineage: Eukaryota; Metazoa; Chordata; Actinopteri; Perciformes; Sebastidae
Gene: ptger4b
Product: prostaglandin E receptor 4 (subtype EP4) b
Exons: 2
Coding region: 355-1695 (446 amino acids)
Biological process (GO): negative regulation of inflammatory response; positive regulation of cytosolic calcium ion concentration; adenylate cyclase-activating G protein-coupled receptor signaling pathway
Cellular component (GO): plasma membrane
Molecular function (GO): prostaglandin E receptor activity
Source: RefSeq, a predicted model, not a curated record
CUGCGUGGGGUGCACUAUCUCUCAAACAGCUCACUGGUUAAACGAGACGCAGAGGAGGAGCUGCCUUCAGAGGCACCAAGAGGAAACUUCCAUGUCAGUUUUUGUAGAGUGACAACAACGUGAAGAAGCGCAGCUCGCAGUCUCCACAGGAGUGAACAUCUUUUAUCCUGCAGAUUUGCUCUUGUUUUCAUCAAGAACUUUGGAUUAUGGAGUUUAAAUGCUGUGCGUAAAAAGGGACAUUUUGGACAAACUAUGGAUUUGGAACCUGGAGAAUGCGCAUUCAUAGAAAGAGUCACUACUUUGGAAGUGAGAGGAAACCCUUUAGUUAGUGUGAAACAGUGAAAAACAGCAGGUAUGAACUCCACAACAACAGCAGCAGUAAGGGGGAGAUUUCCUCCAGCCACCAUCCCGGCGAUCAUGUUCAUUUUCGGGGUGGUGGGGAACGUCAUCGCCAUCGUGGUUCUGCGGAUAUCACGAAAGGAACAAAAGGAGACGACUUUUUACACCCUUGUGUGUGGCCUGGCAGUGACAGACCUCCUGGGCACCUUGAUGGCCAGCCCCGUCACCAUAGCCACCUACAUGAAGGGCGCAUGGCCUGGAGGAGAGCCGCUGUGCCAAUACUCCGGCUUCAUCCUCCUCUUCUUCUUCUUGGUGCAGCUCAGCAUUGUGUUUGCAAUGUCAGUGGAGAGAUACCUGGCGAUAAACCAUGCGUACUUCUACAACGAGUACGUGAACCAGAAACUCGCUGCACUAACUCUUUUGGGCAUUUACAUCUCCAACGUGGUGUUUUGCGCGCUGCCCAGUUUGGGUUUUGGACAUGUGACGAGGCAGAAACCGGGCACCUGGUGCUUCAUCGACUGGCAGAACAACCAAACGACAGUGGCAACUUAUAAUUUGAUGUAUGCCGGUGUGAAUUCGGUGAUCGUGCUGGCUACUGUGGUAUGCAACGUGAUGGUGUGCGGAGCGCUGAUCCUGAUGCACAAGCGGUUCAUUAGACGCACCUCUCUGGGUACGGACCAGAGGCGCAUCGCGGAGUUCAGGCGCAGACGGAGUUUCGGACGAUUAGCUGGAGCAGAGAUCCAGAUGGUGAUCCUGCUUAUAGCUACUUCUGUUGUGGUUCUCAUCUGCUCCAUACCUUUAGUGUUGAGGAUCUUUGUGAAUCAGCUGCACGGCAACCAGACAGAAGAGCUAUUCGGGUUGAAUAACGACCUGCUGGCCAUCCGCAUGGCCUCCGUCAACCCCAUCUUAGACCCUUGGAUCUACAUCCUGCUCAGAAAGACGGUGGUCCUCAAGCUGAUGGAGAAAAUCAAGUACCUGUUCUGCAAAAUGGGCGGGCGUGGGCGAGGGAACGGCCAGUUCAGCUGCACCGACAACCGUUUCUCCUCCAUCGUCUCGCGGGAUUCUCCCUCGCUGGUGUCACGUGAGCUGCGGGAAAUGGUGAGCACCUCGCAGACCUUCCUGUACCCGUCUGAUGGAAACACCAGGAGGUCAGAGAGCGGCUCCAGUCCACCACAUGCACAGACUUUACUGGGCCCCCCGGAGGUGGAGGGGCCUCAGAGGGGGCUUUCGCAGAGUGAUUUAGAGGACAAAACGCCAGGCAGGCCGCUGAGAGAGCUUCCAAUGUGCCCCAAGGACCCGGCUUUACAUGUGACCUUCACGGACGAGACGGCAAACAUGCAAGAGAAAUGCAUAUAACAGUUCGCAUGACGUCUAAAAGCGCUCAUCCUGUAAUGGAAAUGUUUUGGAACUAACAAAGACAUCACCUGUCCAGGGUGUACACGUCUUCACCCAAUGUCAGCUGGGAUCAGAUAAUGGAUGGACUAACAAAGACAUGAUACAAAAGGAAAAGCAUCUCAAGACUGAAUAAUCAACACUGAACAAUCUGUAGAUUAUAUCUUGCUAUUUGACAGAUGUAUUAACUGAACUAAAUAUCCAUUAUCAAUCUAAUACUCCUCAGUCAUAACUCACCACAAACACCAUAUUGCUAAAUACACUUCAGUACAGUCACAACAGUUAUAUAUCAAUGAAACCAUAAAGAACAACAUGACGUUGUAGAGGAGCUCUUUUGUUGCACUUUUUUGAAUUGUAAAACCACUGCCAGGCUGUUUUUGACAACCUGCGCGAUGACUGUAAAUGUUAAAAUGUGAAAAGUGUUCCAUGAUGUUAAUUUAUUUUUAAGUAUGAUAUUGUACGUUAUUGUCUUCUCUGUGAGAAGGUCCAGAUGGUGUCAAGCCAUUUUAAAUCGGUACAAGAUGAUCCGUUUUUUUUUUUGGUGCGUCGGAACAUUUGCAAACAAUUUGGUCACACUGGUCGACAGAGCAGCUCUGACAUCAAAGCUAGAAUCAUACAAUCCCCUGCAUUUCAGAAUAAAAGGCAGCUAUACUGUGGCUUUUCCACAGUACAGACCGGAGGAUGUUAGGAGGCCUCCUAAAGUAAUGUGUUAAUAGAAAAUUGUUAAUUUAAUCUCUCCAGCCCAUUACUUUGUAAGGAUUAAUCCAACUUCAUCAUACGUUACCUUAAUGUAAUGUGCAAUUCCUCUAAUCUAAUCAGACUUUAAAGGGCAAUUAGGAAGGGGAAUGAAAAUUGAAGAUGUCAUUAAGUUUCCUGUCUGAUGAGUUUAAAGGUUUUGCCUUUUCUGAAUCGAUUUCCUGGUGGCAUUAAAGGAACAGUGUGUAGCAUUUAGUCGGAUCUAUUGGCUGAAACGGAAUAUUAUAUUAAUAAAUACGUUUUAUUUAGUGUAUAAUCACCUGAAAAUAAGAAUGGUUGUGUUUUCGUUGCCUUAGAAUGAGCCGUUUCUAUCUACAUAGAGGACAAAGAGUAUAUAAGCAAAGAGUCAAAAGUAUUUUUUUGACAACAGCUGCUGCCGCCAUUUUGGACUGAAAACGCUUAUUAUAUUUUUUAUAUUUUAUUGUUCAUCACACGCCAUUUCGGUGGAAUAUGACAAUAGAAUAGAAAUAAUUUUGUUUUACUUUUGUACGGCUCUUUGUAGGCGGAUGUACUGAAGUUUCAGUUGGUUGCAAUCUGAAACCUCAACACUAGAUGUCGCCAAAUCCUGCACACUGCACCUUUAAUACUAUUAUUGCUACAAAGAUUGAUAUAAAUACCAUGUUCAUAUUUCAAUUUUAAAGCUUUUGUCGUGUCAAAUUUACCACGAAAAUGUUGAUGUGAAAAGACUAAUGUUGUACCAACCUCAUAAUGAACCAAAAAUAAAAGUUGGUAAAUAUUCACAUA